Prorocentrum cordatum is the source of this 1092-nucleotide messenger RNA. The record is from the annotation of a GenBank genome assembly. NCBI's taxonomy places the organism in Eukaryota, Dinophyceae, Prorocentrales, Prorocentraceae.
AUGGACGGCGCCCGCGACAAGGUGCACGCCUCGGCGGCCAGCGCCGCCACGCCCCGCGGGCCUGCGGCGCGCGCGGCGAGGACCGACACGACGGCGGCAAGCACAGCUCAGGGAGGCGCUGCCGCAAGGCGCCCGGGCGCCAGCGCGGACCUGCCCGAGGUCGAGGCGCCGCAGCAGGAGGACAGCGACGACGCCCCCCUCGCCGGGCGUGCGGUGCGCGCCCGCCGCAGGCGUCGCAUAGGUGCCAAGAGUGCAGCUGCGACGGGCGCCGCCGCCCCGGGCGGAGCCGCCGCGCGCGCGGCUCCAAGGGACGCCGCGACGGCGGGCGCCGGGGGCGCCGCGGCGGCCGUGGGGCCUGCGGCCGACGUGGCUCUGCGGCGGCGCGUCGAGGACUUAUUGCGCCGUGCCCUCUCGGUGUCGGCGCAAGCGGCACCCAUGGAGGACGAAGAGGCGGCGGCGGCGGGGGCGGCGCGCCGCUUGGAGGAGGCCCUCGUGGAGGCCAGCGAGGGCAACGAGCGCGACUACAAGACGCGGGCGCGAGGCCUCGCCUUCAAUCUCCGCCAGAACGAGGAGCUGAGGGGGAGCCUCAUAUCCGGCGGCGCCACAGCCGAGAAGGUCGUGGGGCUGCACUCCUGGGACAUGGCGAGAGAGGAGGUGAAAGAGGAGCGCCGGCAGGAGCUCGACAAGUACUUCCGGGAGGAGAUCCUCUCGCUCAACGACCCGGGGCUCGGCUGGCGCCCGCAGCCCGGAGCGGAGGCGCGCGAGCCGCCCCGCGCGGAGGCGCGCGGGGCCGACCCGCAGCCACCACGUCCUCGGAGGGCAGCGAAUUGUUCGAAGGCCCCCGGCGGCGAGGGCGACGCCGAGGCGCACCGCGGCGCCGCGGCGCAGACCGCCGCGAUGCCCCUGGGGGCCACGCUGCAGCCCCUGACGUCAGGCCAGCUGGUGCGGGUAUGUGGGCUCGCCUCCACGUCGGAGUACAACGGCAAGGUCGGUAGACUCUUGGGCUACCAGAAGAGAAGUGGACUUUGCGAGGUGCUCAUUGGGACUGAGCGCAAGAGCGUCAAGCCAAUGAACCUGGCCCCCGCCGGCUGA